Megalops cyprinoides (Indo-Pacific tarpon) is the source of this 2499-nucleotide messenger RNA. RefSeq names its product zinc finger, CCHC domain containing 14 (gene zcchc14). The coding region runs from base 35 to 2437 and encodes 800 amino acids. NCBI's taxonomy places the organism in Eukaryota, Metazoa, Chordata, Actinopteri, Elopiformes, Megalopidae. Gene Ontology annotation, molecular function: nucleic acid binding; zinc ion binding; protein binding. The transcript has 13 exons. The record is from RefSeq and is a predicted model, not a curated record.
CCUUCCGGCGGGUGGGCGGGCGGGCGGACGGGCCAUGGUGGAGAAGCGGCCGCCCGUCCGCCGCGAGGAGGUCUACCGCUGGUUCUCCCGCCUGAGCCCGGCGCCCCGCGCCGAGUUCCUCUGCGGCCUGCUGGACCUGUGCGUGCCCGUGGAGCUGCGCUUCCUGGGCGCCUGCCUGGAGGACCUGGCGCGGCGCGACUACCACUCGCUCCGCGACGCCGAGAUCCGCGCCAACAACCCGGCCGACCUGGCGGCGCUCACCGACAUCACCGACGAGGUGGUGCGCAGCCGGCUGCUGGUGUCGCUGGCGCUGCUGGGCUCGGACAGCCGGGCGGCGGCGGGCGUGGCCUUCCGGACGCUGACGCACGCCGACGCCGUCAUCAGCAACUACGGCCUGCGGCUGGGCGACGGCCGCGCCGGCGAGCAGCUGCUGCUGCUCUUCACCAUGGCGUCCAACCACCCGGCCUUCAGCUUCCACCAGAAGCAGGUGCUGCGGCGGGAGCUGGCGCUGAUCCGGGGCGUGCUGGCGGGCGGGGGCGGGGCCGGGGGCGGGGCCGGGGGAGGGGCCGGGGAGGGGCCGCGCCCGGAUCCCCCCGCCCCGGCCGCCGUCCCCGCCGGCGGGUCCUGCUACGCCGGCUGCCCCGGGUGUCAGAAGGUGACGCACCAUGACGACGGGGCGGGGCGCGGGGACGAGGGGAGCGGCCUGGACGCCUUCGCUCCAAUGGCGACACAUUCCUCCCCGGAGCUGCCGGUCAAGGUGCAUGCUGGGAAACCCGGCAAAGCGAGCAUCGAGAGGGUGGACCUGAAGGGGGCGCCGCGGCGGGGCGACGGGCCGGCCGAGUUCUCCUUCGAGGUCUUGUGGUCGGACUGCAGCGUGUCGACCGUCACCAGGACGGCACAGGAGGUGGCCGAGCUCCUCCACAAGAUCUCCCAGCUCUUCCCCGACGACGGCCUGGACAUGUUCCUGCCCCGCCCGCCUGGCCUGGACUCCGCCCUCGAACCCGAGGCCAGGUGUCUGGCGAGUCUCCCCGCCCACCUCCUCAAGCAUGACCAAAUAAGGCAGUUCUUCAGCCCCGCCCCUGCGGGACAGUCCCCGCCCACCGCCAGUCAUGGGUGUUCGCUGCAGUACAGAGGAGCCAGUAGCCUAGCGAGGCCCGUGUGCGGAGUGGCCAGCGUCCAGCCGUACCCCACCCAGGCCCCGCCCACCCCCGGGGAGGCCCCGCCCGGACGGAGCCCCGCCCCCCAGCAGCCGCCACCGCCGCCGUUGGCAACGGCAACGGUCGCCGAGCAGAACGGCAUUCUGGACUGGCUGAGGAAGCUGCGGCUGCACAAGUACUACCCGGUGUUCAAGCAGCUGACCAUGGAGAAGUUCCUUGCUCUGACGGAGGAGGACCUGAACAAGUACGACCUGACGCAGGGCGCCAAGAAGAAGCUGAAGACGCAGCUGGAGCUUCAGAAGGAGAAGUCGGAGAAGCGCUACGCCGUGGCGCAGUUCCCCGUGUCCUGCGGCGCCGUCGCCCGGGUGACGCCCUCCAGCCACGUCAGCCCCGUGAGCCCCGUGCAUCCCAGCGCCAGCACAGAGCUCCGCUCCGAGGCGCCGGACCCCGCUCCCAGCAUCUCCCCCCCCGGGCCGCUGCAGCCGCCGCCGCGCCGUGACGACGCCUUCGACCGGGCCAGGGAGCUGCACAGGCCCCCGCCCGGGCCGGACCCGGAGCGCCCGGCGACACGCCCCACCGCCCAGGUCCUCCCGGUGCAGAACGACCCGGCCUCCUCCCGCCACCUCCGCCCGCUGGGCUCACCCCGCAAGCCCCGCCCGCCACCAGGAGGGGGCCGGGUCGAGGCCCGCUUCCCCGACGCAGCGCCGCCGGACGCCGUCCCUGCACGCCAGGGCGCGCUAGGCUCACCGCCGCCAGCGGACGCCGCCCCCCGCCGCUACGCCCCGCCCGCCGCCGCUGCCGCCCACCACCGGCCCGCCGCGGGUCCCGACCCGGACCCCCUCCCACCGCCGCCGGCGUGCGUCUGCACCGCGUGCGGCUGCGCAGGCGGCUGUGGCGCCUUUAGCGCUAGCCUCCCCGCCGGCUACGCCGGCUACUUCCCGCACCCGUUCCCGGGGCCGCCCGUCCUCACCCUGGGGCCCCUGCUGCACUUCGGCCCGCUCCUGGCCGGACCCCACAACCACCCGCACCUCCACGCCCGCCGGGCGCACUACCCGCUGCCGCCGCCGGCCGCGAUCUACGACGCGCUGCCGCCGGUCCCCACCGGGUCGGGACCCGAGCCGGGCGGCGCCGGCGGGGUCGGGGGCGCGUCCUGCUACAACUGCGGCGCCGGCGGGCACCGGGCGCCCGACUGCAAGCGGCCGCCCAUGGACCCCGCCCCGCAAGGGACGUUCCGGCUGAGGUACGCGCCCCCGUCGGAGGGGCGGGACCCGGGGGACUAGAACCCCGCCCCCGGAGGGCGGGGCAUGCUGGAGGAAGGAGGAGGAGCCAGAGACUGAGGCGA